AUGGUUCAAGCCGAAUCCUCAGCCAGUGCUUCCCGCAAUGGCCUCAAGGCGCAGACGGCCGGGGCCCCUCCCGAUUAUGAACUGCCGUGGGUGGAGAAAUAUCGACCGGUCUUUCUCGAUGAUAUCGUCGGAAACACGGAAACUGUCGAGCGUCUAAAAAUCAUCGCCAAGGAUGGAAAUAUGCCGCAUGUUAUCAUCUCGGGCAUGCCCGGUAUUGGAAAGACAACCUCGAUUUUGUGCUUGGCGAGACAGCUACUGGGAGAUGCAUACAAGGAGGCAGUUCUAGAGCUCAAUGCCAGUGAUGAGAGAGGUAUCGAUGUCGUACGGAAUCGAAUCAAAGGCUUCGCUCAGAAGAAAGUCACACUACCGCCCGGUCGUCAUAAGCUUGUUAUUCUUGAUGAAGCGGACAGUAUGACAUCAGGUGCCCAACAAGCGCUGCGACGAACGAUGGAAAUCUACUCGUCAACGACCCGGUUUGCUUUUGCGUGCAACCAGUCCAACAAGAUCAUUGAGCCCAUUCAGUCUCGAUGCGCGAUCCUACGUUAUGCCCGGUUGACGGAUGCGCAAAUUGUCAAGCGCUUGAAGCAGGUGUGCGACGCCGAGAAAGUGGAACACAACGAAGAGGGUAUCGCCGCUUUGGUGUUCAGCGCUGAGGGAGACAUGCGUCAGGCCAUCAACAAUCUGCAAAGUACAUCCUCCGGAUUUGGCUUCGUCAGUGGGGACAAUGUCUUUAGAGUGGUCGACAGCCCGCAUCCGAUCAAAGUCCAGGCAAUGAUCAAGGCCUGCUGGGAAGGCAAGGUCGAUGCGGCCUUGGAGACACUCAAUGAACUGUGGGACUUGGGAUACUCCUCUCAUGAUAUCAUUAGCACCAUGUUUCGAGUCACUAAGACGAUCCCCACCCUAUCGGAACACUCGAAGCUUGAAUUUAUCCGGGAGAUCGGUUUUACACACAUGCGCAUCCUGGACGGUGUACAGUCACUGCUGCAGCUGAGUGGCUGCGUUGCGAAACUUUGCAAAGUCAACAUGAAGCCUCAGCUCUUUGAGCCGCCAAAGAACUAA
Molecule: messenger RNA, 1059 nt
Organism: Aspergillus ibericus CBS 121593
Lineage: Eukaryota; Fungi; Ascomycota; Eurotiomycetes; Eurotiales; Aspergillaceae
Product: replication factor C subunit 4
Exons: 5
Coding region: 1-1059 (352 amino acids)
Biological process (GO): DNA repair; DNA-templated DNA replication
Cellular component (GO): nucleus; DNA replication factor C complex; Elg1 RFC-like complex
Molecular function (GO): DNA clamp loader activity; ATP hydrolysis activity; DNA binding
Source: RefSeq, a predicted model, not a curated record